This is a messenger RNA of Girardinichthys multiradiatus, 2896 nucleotides long. RefSeq names its product solute carrier family 26 member 6 (gene slc26a6.2). Gene Ontology annotation, molecular function: bicarbonate transmembrane transporter activity; oxalate transmembrane transporter activity; secondary active sulfate transmembrane transporter activity. Gene Ontology annotation, biological process: transmembrane transport. The transcript is spliced from 20 exons. The record is from RefSeq and is a predicted model, not a curated record. Gene Ontology annotation, cellular component: membrane. NCBI's taxonomy places the organism in Eukaryota, Metazoa, Chordata, Actinopteri, Cyprinodontiformes, Goodeidae. The coding region runs from base 338 to 2482 and encodes 714 amino acids.
GAACUUUGCUCCGUCUCUCCUUAACCAAGUCUUGUGUAAUAUCUCUAAUAAAGUAUUCAAGCCACAACAACAGGGCAGGUAGGUCACAGUUGUAUGAGCAACAGCGUUUAGAACAUUUAGUUUGGAGUCUCCUGGAUCUGAUGAAAACUUCGCAGUGGAUCUGUUGACAUCCAGGAGCCACCUCUCCACUCACGCUGGAUUUAUUCAUCACAAAGAGAGAAGUCCAGUCUUAUGAUUUUGAGGAAGCUGAAUAUAUAUUUUAAAAUGUUUUAUUCAGUUCUUGAGGAGAUUGAAAUCUAAUCUUUUUUUACUGAAACACACCAAGCUCAUUGUAGCCAUGGAGGAAAGAAGAAGAUUGACCUACAAAAUCAACAGGGAGUUCCUGGAUGAAGGCACUCUGGAUGAGAUGGGAGGAAGGAGCAACUCCAAAACAUCUCUGCGUGACAAGAUGAAAGACUCACUGAGCUGUAGUGGUUCAAAGGUGAAGAGCUGUCUGCUGAAGACCAUUCCUGUUGCGUCAUGGCUGCCUCGUUACUCUUUCAGAGACAACGCGUUGGGUGAUUUGGUCUCGGGAAUCAGUGUGGGGAUCAUGCAGCUCCCACAGGGAAUGGCCUAUGCACUGCUGUCAUCUGUUCCUCCAGUAUUUGGUCUUUACUCCUCCUUCUACCCAGUCCUCAUCUACUUUAUCUUUGGAACAUCACGGCACAUCUCAGUUGGAACAUAUGCAGUGAUGAGCGUAAUGAUAGGAGGGGUCGUCGACCAACUGGCACCAGAUUCAAACUUUGAGAUCUGGAAUAAUGUGACCAACUCCAGCAUCAUCGACACUGUCGCUCGAGAUAAAGAAAGGGUCCAAAUAGCAGCUACAGUCACUUUUAUGUCUGGUUUGUUUCAGAUUCUUCUUGGUUUGAUCAAGUUUGGUUUCGUGGUGACCUACUUGUCUGAGCCCCUCGUCCGAGGUUAUACCACAGGAGCUGCUAUCCAUGUCAUUGUUUCCCAGCUCAAAUAUACCUUUGGUAUCUCCCCAAAGAGACACACCGGACCGGUUUCCUUGAUUUAUACGGUGUUGGAGAUCUGCUAUCUCCUUCCAAAGACAAACAUUGGCACAUUGGUGGUCAGUAUCGUCUCCAUUGUUUGCCUCAUCCUCGCCAAGGAGCUCAAUGCAUACUUGGGUAAAAAGCUACCUGUUCCCCUGCCCAUGGAGCUAUUUGCUGUGGUCAUUGCAACAGUUAUCUCUUGGCAAGUUAACCUAGAGGAGAGAUAUGGAGUGGCCGUAGUGGGAGAAAUUCCCUCUGGUCUCCAGCCACCUGCUGUCCCCGCUUCGUCCAUCUUUGUUCAGAUAAUUGGAAAUGCCUUCGCCCUCUCUGUUGUCGGUUAUGGCAUCGCUAUCUCCCUGGGACGAAUAUUUGCGCUCAAAUAUGGCUACAAGGUGGACAGCAACCAGGAGCUACUGGCCCUUGGCUUGAGCAAUUCAAUUGGCGGACUUUUCCAGUGUUUUGCCGUCAGCUGCUCAAUGUCUCGCAGUAUGGUUCAGGAAAGCACCGGAGGGAAGACCCAGGUUGCUGGGGCUGUAUCAGCGGUGGUUAUUCUUUUUAUCACUCUCUGGAUUGGAUCUCUUUUUGAAGAUCUACCCAAGGCAGUGCUAGCUGCCAUCAUCUUCGUUAAUCUCCAUGGUAUAAUGAAGCAGUUCUUGGACAUCCCCGCUCUGUGGAAAACCAAUAAAGUCGACAUGCUGGUCUGGGUGGUCACCUUCAUCUUGACUUUGGUGUUAAACCCAGACUUUGGACUACUUGGUGCUAUCGCCUUUUCCUUGCUCACGGUCAUCUUCAGGACACAGCUACCCAAGUACUCCCUGUUAGGACAGCUGCCAGGCACUGAUAUCUACAAGCCAGUGGAAGACUAUACUCAGGCGAAGCAGGUGCCAGGAAUUUUAAUCUUCCGUUCCUCUGCCACCCUCUACUUUGCCAACGCUGAGAUGUACCAAGAAGCACUUGGAGAAAAGUCUGGCAUUGACAUCACUAAGAUCCUGUCAAGAAAGAAGAAACUGGAAGCCAAACGAAAGAGGCAUGAAAAGAAAAUGGCCAAGAAAGCAAAGAAACAGCUCAAGAAGCAAAGAAUAGACAUGGAGGAGCCAAAUUCAGAGCACCAGAAUGACAUCGCCAUCAUUGAUGUGGACAACGCUCCUGACCCUUCACUGCCAAGAGCCAUUAUCCUUGACCUUAGCCCCGUAAACUUCCUGGACACAGUGGGGGUCAAGACAAUAAAAAGUAUUCGGCGAGACUAUGGAGAAAUCGACAUCGAGGUUGUUCUCACUUGCUGCCAAAGUGGUGUAGUGGAGAACCUCCAGAGAGGAGGUUUGUUCAACGACAAAGUGACAAAGUCCUGCCUCUUCAACACCAUCCACGAUGCCGUUCUGUACUGUCAGUCUGGAAAAACAAUGUGCCAAAAUGAUGAAGAAGAGGAGAUGAAUGGAACACAUUUCUGAGUCCUAAGAGAAGUGAUGAAGGAUGUUAUGGAGACACGACAGACACUCUGCUGGAGAAUUUUAUCCAGAGAGCUUCAAAAAUCUGGGACACCCUCGUUCGCUGACAUACUGAGAAAAACAAAGAAAACAUAUUUUUUCUACUAAAUGUGUUUUCUUGAAAUAAAUGUAUUCAACAUAAUUAUAUAAUGCUAAAUCUACACAUUUUUGGUCAUAUGUGCUUUUAUUUGAAAUAGGUAUUAUUUGAUAUACUGUUUGUUGUACAUUUACUUUAUGGAUUUAAACUUCUGGACCAAAAUUGGUAUUCUGUAUUCUGUUGUAUUUGUAGUCAGUGUGAAAUGUUUCUUUAGGUGUAAACUAAUUGUUUGCACUUUAAUCUCUAAAUAAAUGGUUGCAAAGAUAUUUUGUAAAAAGAAA